Messenger RNA from Raphanus sativus (radish), 880 nucleotides. RefSeq lists its product as uncharacterized. The record is from RefSeq and is a predicted model, not a curated record. The transcript has 3 exons. The coding region runs from base 190 to 702 and encodes 170 amino acids. NCBI's taxonomy places the organism in Eukaryota, Viridiplantae, Streptophyta, Magnoliopsida, Brassicales, Brassicaceae.
UAGUUACAGAACAAUUUAAAAAAAAAAACAAAUCCAACGAGGCGAAGGCGAGACGGAGUGGUACACAACCUUGUUCCUUCCUUGGAAAAGAGAAGAUAAGAGCUUCUUCUUCUUCUUCCUGGUCGUUUAAGAAAAAGAAGUCUCUCUCCUUCCCUUUUUUGAUCUCUGAAAAAAGAAUCUGUCUUUGCAAUGGAUCAGAUGUUCAACAAGGUUGGAUCCUACUGGUUAGGUCAUAAGGCGAACAAGCAGUUUGACUCUGUUGGUGACGAUAUCAACUCGAUAUCAACGAGCAUCGAAGGAGGAACAAAAUGGUUGGUCAACAAAAUCAAAGGAACAAUGCAGAAGCCGUUGCCUGAGCUGCUGAAAGAAUAUGAUUUGCCUGUGGGUAUCUUCCCACGGGAUGCUACAAACUACGAGUUCGAUGAACAGACCAAGAAACUGACGGUGCUGAUCCCAUCUGUCUGCGAAGUUGGCUACAAGGACUCAUCCGUCCUCAAAUUCACCACAACAGUAACGGGAUAUCUCGAGAAAGGGAAGCUAUGUGACGUGGAAGGGAUGAAGACAAAAGUGAUGAUAUGGGUCAAAGUCACAAGCAUCUCUGCGGACUCAUCAAAGGUGUAUUUCACUGCGGGGAUGAAGAAGAGCAGAAACCGAGAUGCUUAUGAGGUUCUAAGAGAUGGCGUUCGAGUUGAUAAAUUCUAACUCCUUCUGCUGAUGAGAGUAUACAUAUAUAUAUUCUCAUCUGUUAUCAAUUAAAUUAUUAAGUUUUAAGCUUUUUAUGGGUUUGCAUGAUGGUGUUAUGAUCUGAAGAAUUAACUUGUGCUGUAUGGAUUCGAUUGAUGAAGAGUAUUCUUGGUUUUGUAUAAAACAAAUUCCAUGA